This is a messenger RNA of Austrofundulus limnaeus, 4387 nucleotides long. It is a transcript of the gene large2, whose product is annotated as LARGE xylosyl- and glucuronyltransferase 2. Gene Ontology annotation, biological process: protein O-linked glycosylation via mannose. Gene Ontology annotation, molecular function: glucuronosyltransferase activity; xylosyltransferase activity. Lineage: Eukaryota; Metazoa; Chordata; Actinopteri; Cyprinodontiformes; Rivulidae. Gene Ontology annotation, cellular component: Golgi apparatus. The record is from RefSeq and is a predicted model, not a curated record.
CCAUUUUCUCAGCAGAAGUYCAGCAGAGCAGCCUUGCGUCCAGCGCCUGAACGGUUGCACUCUUUGAGGUCAGGAGAUGCGUGUCAGGCGCGUCGUGAAGAGCCUCUGGGUUGGUGUCCUCUGCUGCUCUCUGAACAAUGGAGGACGAAACUGAGAGAGUGGAUUGGCUUAUUUUACUACCAGUAAGAGCACGUUGUCGUCAGGCGCCUCUGCGCCGUGUCUGGAUCCAUCAGAUCCUUCAGAGGAGUUCUGAGUUUCAGGAGUUUCACCACUACAAGAGCUGCGUGCAGCUCAGUUUGAUGAGCUGCUGACCCACAUCUGCCAGCACACCGACUACAGGUGCUCGCUUUCAGCUGAAGAGCUGCUGUCCGUCUGUCUCAGGUCAGUGGACAUCCUUCAGGACACCGUCCUGUAGGAAAAUGUGUCACUACGUCACAUAGCAGAGUCUCUCUGAUUGGUUGAUGCUCUGCAUCGAGCUGCAAAAGUUCAGAUUUUCCAACUCCAGCGUCUGCAGCACCUCCCGACCCCCGAACCUGCWGGAGCAGAGUGAGCUGACACCGACCCACAGACCGGUUCUACAGCCGGAGUGGGGUGCACCGCUUUGGGCUGAACUCUGCCCGGCCGUGUCGGGGCUUCUUCUUCACGGCUCUGCCUGCUGUUAGUACCGUGGUCACAGGAGAAGAGGACGGAGUGAACACAGACCCCAACCUUCUGGAUUAAGGACCUGCUUCUCCCCCCACAGAACCUUUCCUCCUGGUUCUGAGUGASUUCUGACCAGUUUUCAGCCCGAGGACUCAAACAGGAGGGAGGGACCUGCAGCCAGCUCAGGAUGAAGUUGGGCUUACUGUUAAUCCAAUCGUCUUGUCAGCUGUGAGACAUUGACCUCUUCAGGCACCGUCUCAGCUUCUCCAUGAUGUCACAGAUAUCUGCUGGUUUUGGGAGUCAGUGUGAAAGGAAAAGCAUUAACCCUGAUUUCUGGGGUAUUCAGGCUCCUCUGCAAGAUAAAACCUUUCAAACUCAUCUGGAGGAUAAUUCCUCUCAUCAUGCUUUCCUAGUUCUCCUGAGCCAACAGUGCCACUGUACCAUCAUGCACCUGCUGUGCCGCGGCCGUUUAAAGCUACUGGUGGUUCCUCUUUCCGCUAUCAUCCUUUUCACCUGGCUCUACCUGCUGGCUGGAAACCUGGAGAAUGGUCGCUCCCUCCUUCUGGCGCCUUGUUUGACUGACACCCCUGCUGCACAGGUCCUGGAGAGAGCUGUCCUUGAAUCAAGGGUCCAAGAGGUGGAGGAGGAGAAUCGGCAAAUCCGACUGCAGCUCAGUCAGUCACUGGGCACUGCUGCUCAGCUGGCAGAAGGAAACUUUGGCAACCAUCAAUGGGGUGCGUCAGCAGACACUGUCCCAGAUGAUGGCGACAACACAGCAGAGGAGAAAAACAACCACACAGACUGUCCCCGCUCGCCCACAGUCCAGAAAUGUGAGCUGAUCCAUGUAGCUUGUGUUUGUGCCGGUCACAACGCCACCAGAGAUGUGAUCACGCUUGUCAAGUCUGUCCUCUUUCACAGGAGAAAUCCUCUGCACUUUCACUUCAUCACAGACACAGUAGCCAAUCACAUCCUGAGCUCCCUGUUCCAGUCCUGGAUGAUCCCAUCUGUUCAUGUCAGCUUCUAUGAUGCAGAUGAACUGAAGUCUGAGGUUUCCUGGAUUCCCAACAAGCAUUACUCAGGUAUUUAUGGCUUGAUGAAGCUGACGCUAACCAAAGCUUUGCCCUCCAACCUGUCAAAGGUUAUUGUCCUGGAUACAGACAUCACCUUUGCAACUGAUAUUGCCGAGCUCUGGGGCAUUUUCAAAAAGUUUAGCGAGAAGCAGGUGAUCGGUCUGGUGGAAAACCAGAGUGACUGGUACCUGGGAAACCUAUGGAAGAACCACAAACCAUGGCCAGCGCUGGGAAGAGGUUUCAACACAGGUGUCAUUUUGCUCUACUUGGAACGAUUGCGGAAAAUCAACUGGGAGCAGARGUGGCGACUAACAGCUGAGAGGGAGCUAAUGAGCAUGCUCAGUACAUCACUGGCUGACCAGGUGAUUCACUGGAACUCUCCGAAGAAGCUCAGAGUGAAAAACAAACAUGUGGAGUUCUUCAGGAACCUCUACCUAACCUUUCUGGAGUACGAUGGAAACCUGCUAAGACGGGAACUGUUUGGCUGUCCAAGCCAGGCCAAUCCAGAAGUCAUCUGGCUGCAGGAGGCUCUGGAGGAUCUGGACGAGGAUGAUCAGUGUUACGACUUUCGCCGUGAGCGAGUAAUGAUUCACAGAGUGCACCUGUACUUUCUGCAGUACGAGUACACACCCACUGGGGAUGACACUGAAAUCACUCUAGUGGCUCAGCUGUCCAUGGACAGACUUCAGAUGCUGGAGGCCAUCUGUAAACAUUGGGAAGGUCCUAUCAGCCUGGCACUCUACAUGUCUGACACCGAAGCUCAACAGUUCCUGCGCUAUGCUCAGGCCUCUGAGGUUCUCAAGAACCGCAAGAAUGUAGGCUACCACAUUGUUUAUAAGGAGGGCCAGUUUUACCCAGUCAACCUAGUGAGGAACAUAGCACUGAAAAAUGCCAACACACCCUAUGUGUUUCUGACUGAUGUGGACUUCCUGCCAAUGUAUGGCCUCUAUGAUUAUCUCAGAAAGUCUGUAGUGCAGUUGGACAUGGCUCACACAAAAAAAGCCCUGGUGGUUCCAGCCUUUGAGACUCUGCGUUACCGUCUCUCUUUCCCAAAAUCCAAAGCCGAGCUGCUCUCCAUGCUGGACAUGGGGACUCUCUACACCUUCAGGUACCAUGUGUGGCCAAAAGGUCAUGCUCCUACCAACUAUGCCAAAUGGCGAACAUCCACCACACCCUAUAAAGUAGAGUGGGAACCAGAUUUUGAGCCAUAUGUUGUGGUGAAACGAGACUGCCCUGAGUAUGACCAGCGCUUUGUGGGCUUUGGCUGGAACAAAGUGUCCCAUAUCAUGGAGCUGGAUGCUCAGGAGUAUGACAUCAUAGUCCUCCCCAAUGCUUUCAUGAUCCACAUGCCCCAUGCUCCCAGCUUUGACAUCUCAAAGUUUCGCUCCAGCUCCAGCUAUCGCAAUUGCUUGAACACCCUUAAGGAUGAGUUUCACCAAGAUCUUUCCAGAAAGUAUGGAGCAGCAGCUCUUAAGUACCUCACGGCCCAGAGAAACAUCUGAAACUGCUGAAAGCCAGUCAACACAUCAGACUCCUGAUGGCUCAGACAUGUUCAGAACCUGGAGAUCAGUUUYCAGCAAAGAAGUUUGUGACAAUACAGAAAAGCUUUACAGCCCUUUAGAGCAUUCUUGGGCUUCUGUGCAUUAAUUCUUCAGUCAGCUCAACCUUAAAUGACCAAGAAGGAAAAUCAGAGAUGAAUAAUAAGAAACAGCUCCUGUCUAGUUUCCUAAACACCGGAUUGUGGAAAGGCCAAGGUUUUCAUUAAGAUAAACAUCUGCGGGCUUCAGAUAGGUGUUGCUUCAAGACCAAGAAAAACAUUUUUACAAUUUGUUCUGACAAUCAGGGAUUUUCCCAGAAGACAGACUGAAAUAGCCUCUCUGCACAAAUAUCGGAGUACAAGACCCCUGUCACAUCAGGGGAGAAAGUUCAUCUGUGAAAACACGUUUGUGAGGCCAGUCAAACUAGAAAAUGAUUUAAGCCUUGUCAAUUUUAUGAUAUUUACAAAAAUAUUUAAUGACAUUUUUGUUUAAUGUUUUAAUGAAAAUUAGAACCAAUGAUAGGGAAUAUUAGCAAAGUUUUAAUUACAUCUUUACAUGACCAGUUUGGUUUCCUAUUUAGAUUUUUCGACCCCCUAAAAAUGCACAUCUCAUUCAAUUUCAGAUUUUUGUGGGCUUCAGAGAUAUUGUUUGUGUGUUUACAAAUGCAUCAUCACACUCACUACCUGUGGUCAGUGUCAGGCCUGUGUUUAGCUUGCCAUAUAAUUGCACUACAGGUAAAACAAGUUAAGUAGGUCCUCUGGAUGGGUUCUUUAAUGAAACUUUAUUUCUUUCCUCCAAUGUCUUCAGUCUGAAGUAUUACAGGUAAGUUCAGCCUUAUAGGCAGUAUUUCUACUGUACACACCCUGGUGAAGUUGAGCCUGGGCUAAAAGUUGAGGAUCGACCAACAAAUUUGGCUGAUUAGAAUUUUUUUGCCAUUGAAAGUUCUAGUGAGACAUUGAAAGCUGCAAGCAAAUCUUCUGUGUCAGCUUGUUCCAAAACAAUUGUGAUUGUUGAUUAGGCACCUCCUUACUUGGCCUUGAAGGCUGGGUAAGAUGAUGAUGAUUCAUUUAUUGUCAUUUUACAGAGCACAAUGAAAUUACAUUUAAGAACACCCAUUAAAGAAAACACAUGACAAAA